Molecule: messenger RNA, 866 nt
Organism: Podarcis raffonei (Aeolian wall lizard)
Lineage: Eukaryota; Metazoa; Chordata; Lepidosauria; Squamata; Lacertidae
Gene: HVCN1
Product: hydrogen voltage gated channel 1
Exons: 5
Coding region: 1-714 (237 amino acids)
Biological process (GO): proton transmembrane transport
Cellular component (GO): plasma membrane
Molecular function (GO): voltage-gated proton channel activity
Source: RefSeq, a predicted model, not a curated record
AUGUCCAUGUACCUGAAGCAUUUCACGGUGGUGGGGGAUGAUCCUGCUCAGUGGAACAAUGACUACAGGAAAUGGGAGGAAGAGGAGAUGGAAGAGGAAGCGAAGACCCCUGAGACGGCUGUCAAAAUCGACUCUUCCCCCAGGACCCCCACCUUCCGGGAGGUGAUGAAGAAGUUGUUCCAGUCACACAAAUUUCAGAUCUUAGUUGUCUGCCUGGUUAUUUUGGACGCCAUACUGGUCCUCGGGGAACUGCUUUUGGACUUGAAAAUCAUCCACCCUGACAAACACGAGAUUGCACCCAAGGUGUUCCACUACCUGAGCCUUAGCAUCCUCACCCUCUUUCUGGUGGAAAUUUUCUUCAAACUCUUUGCCUACCGGUUGGAGUUCUUCCAUCACAAGUUUGAGGUCCUGGACGCCAUUGUUGUCAUCAUCUCAUUCGUUCUUGACAUUGUUCUUCUCUUCCGGGAGCACGAGUUUGAAGCACUGGGAUUACUGAUCCUUCUUAGACUGUGGAGAGUGGCCAGGAUUAUAAAUGGAAUCAUCUUGUCGGUGAAAACACGGUCUGAGCAGCAGAUGUCCAAGCUGAAGCAAGCCAACCUGCAACUCACCCUAAAGGUCCAGGAGAUGGAAGCUAGCUGUGCAGAGAAGGAGCUGGAAAUUGAAAGGCUUAAUGCUGUGUUGAAGCAACAUGGACUUGUCGGCCAGUCCAGAUAAGGUGCCAUCCUAGGGCCCAACGGAGCCAUUGCCGCCAAGGAGAAGCUAAUUGUGUUUCCAUACUGUGCCAUUUUGAACAUACUCUUUUGUACAUUCCCUUCCAUGCCUAGAACAAUAUUCUAUCCCUAUUGCUUGUUAAGACUCAAGUGUUG